This is a messenger RNA of Lytechinus pictus (painted urchin), 4659 nucleotides long. Its product is annotated as protein YIPF3-like. Bases 33 to 899 code for a protein of 288 amino acids. The transcript has 9 exons. Gene Ontology annotation, cellular component: Golgi apparatus. NCBI's taxonomy places the organism in Eukaryota, Metazoa, Echinodermata, Echinoidea, Temnopleuroida, Toxopneustidae. The record is from RefSeq and is a predicted model, not a curated record.
CUCUACGUUAUUUAACAUGAAAAACUGCCACCAUGGCGAGUUCCGAGUGGUACGCAAAAAAUGACGAAAUGAACGCAUCAGCUGUGAUUGAUCUCUCUGAUGCCAAUUACCUUGAGAAGGAUAAUGAAGCCACGCCCUCGUUGGUACAGCAACCACCCGAACUGACCAAUGGUGAAGCUGAUCAGCACGGAGAUAGCCAAUCAGCAAAGCCGUCGGAAGCAACCUUCAUGGAUGCAAUGAAGAGCCAGAUGGCAGAUUCGGUCUGGCAAGCUAGUCGUCAGCAAGCCCGGAAGGCGUUUGACAUUUAUGGCAACAUAGAUAUCCUCCGACCAUACUUUGAUGUUGAACCCAAGGUUGUAGUAGCAAGGCUACUAUUUUCGUUCGUUCCAAGGAAGCUAACUGGGAAUCCACAGAAAGUAGUUGGUGAACUGUAUGGCCCUCUUAUGGUAGUUUUCACACUGAUAGCUGUCUUACUCUAUGGAAUGAAAGACUCCGGACACACUGUGAAAGAAGGGACUUUGAUGGGGUCAUCAGUCGGGAUCUGUUUUGGUUACUGGUUCCUGGCUUCGCUUCUCUUUUAUACUGCUUCCUACAUCUGUAAUACAUUCAUCACUUUCCUGCAAGUCCUCACAUUGACUGGAUACGCUAUGUCAUCAUACUGCAUUGUAUUGUUUCUAGGUACAGCUCUUCACAGUGAUUCCCAUUCAUUAUUCUACUCCAUGUGGGGUGUAUUAGGAGGAUUAUCAGCAGCUAAAAUGGUUAUGGUUUACAUUUCAAGAACGUCAGCUAAAUCUCAGAAGCUAAUUAUAGCAGGAAUCGUCGCCUCCAUCCAUCUGUUAUUCCUCCUUUAUCUCCAUUUCUCUUAUCAUAAGAUAGUUGAAGCAAUCGACCGGAUAUGAUGACUAUCAUUCCUCUGGAAGAAUGCCCUAUUCAGAUGUCAUCGGAAUUUAGCAGGUUUAGUCUUAGAAACCUUUUGCAGCAAGUACCCUAUUUUCCUGUUGUUCACAGGAAUCAGUCGAUGCCAGUUUUCACCACAGUUGGGAAAUUGGUAGUCAAUAGAUUCUGAUCUACAUCGACAAUAACCAUAUCUGCAUAUUCUUCUAAUUGUAAUGAAGAAACUUGAUGACUGAAGGCUACCAAAUUACAUUAUUACUUUGUUUGCAAUAAGGGAAGGUCUUUAAAGUAAAAUGUCAUUUUAUGUUUAUAACCACUGGAGGUGGGGUAAAAUGUUUCUGAAUUAGUCGGUGACACAACAUUUGCUCCUGCGACAAUUCCUCAUCUGAGAUGUAGGGGUAGGGUUGCAAUAAGGUUUUAUGUUGGGGUUAGGGUUAGGUAUAGGGUAGGGUAUAGUGUUGGAGCAUUGUGGCCCAGUGGAUUAGUCUUCUGAUUUUGAAACGGAGGGUUGUGGGUUCGAAUCCCAGCCCUUUAUCAACAUUGUGCUGCACUCGAUCCAGGUGAGGUGAAUAGGUAGCCGGCAGGAUUAAUUCCUUGAAUGCAUGAACGCAGAAAGGCAGCUCAAGCUAAAGCUGGGGUAAUAAUAAUAACAUCGCGCCUCAGAGUUGAAUAUUUCUAGAUAGAUGGCGCUAUAUAAAUGCCUAUUAUUAUUAUUAUUAUUAACCCAGGAUUGAAGUUAGUCAUUCCAUUACUGUGUGUGGAAUUUAGAGAGGAGCAAUUGUCGCCGGAGCAACUGUAACGGAACCCCAAAUUAUAUCAUUUUAGUUAUAUAAAAAAGUAUUUUGAAAUUCAUUUCAUUUAAUCUUUAUAACCACUUGAAGUGGAGCAGCAGUUUUUCUAUGAAUAAGGUUGACUAUUUCUGCCCCUGACAUAUUCCAGGGAGUUACUAUGUAUUAUCUUCAUUUCCUGAAAAAAGAAGAAUAAUGAUAAUAAUUGUACAUCCUUGAUAUCAGUCUCGAAAUUUUCCUGACGUACAUGCGGUAACCUGGAAUUAUAAUUAAACUACUUGUUUAAAUCAAUGAAAAUCCUACAUGUAUAUCUGUAUUCAUUAGAAAAAAAUAUAUAUGAGUCAUGUAUCAUAAAUGUACAUAGCAUCUAGGAUAUGUUCCUAAUAUUCUAAAAAGAAAAAUAAAGCUAAGUUUGUAAAUAAUGUAAAGUAUGUAUCGAAGAAACAGAUGUUAGUUCAUGGUUUAUCAAGCUGUCAACAACCAAAUCAGAGUCAGGAUUAAUUGUAGGUAUUGGAAUUACCAGUACAUGUAUUAAAGGGAUGGUCCGAGCUGAAAAUAUUUAUAUCUAAAUAAAUAGAGUAAAAUUUACAGAGCAAAAUGCUAAAAAUUUCAUCAAAAUCGGAUAACAAAUAACAAAGUUAUUUAAAGAUUUGCAUUUUUCCGGUGAAACGGUUCUAGGCAUGUCUUUAUGAAUAUUCAUUAGGUAGGCUGAUAAUGUCACAUCUCCACUUUCCUUUUUCUAAUGUUAUUACAUGAAAUCAUAAAUGUUUCAUUUUUUUAUACAUGUGUAAAUGAUGUGUCUCCAUUAUGAUGAAAUAAGUUGCAGCAAUAAAUAACUAAUGCACUUAAACAGUUAUCAAUCCAAUUGUUUUAGUUCUUGGUAAUUUAAAAAAAAAAACUAAUUUCCUAUAAUAAAAUACAAAAGAACAAGUGGGGAUAUGACAUCAUCAGCCCACCUAGUGAAUAUUCAUAAAGACAUAUUUCCAGCCUGGACCAUCCCUUUAAAGCAAAAGUGAACUAUUUUAUAGGAAUGAUGAGUGCAAUAGUUUUAUUGACAGUGAAGCGUCAAAAGCACAAGGCCCUGUUAAAAAAAAAAACAACUAUGAUUGAUCUUAUCUCCUAGAAUAUGGAAAGCCACCGACACCAUGUUUAUUGCAAUACUGCAACAAAUAAUAAUUUAGAUUCUAAAUUUGAUUCCGUUCUUAAUUUAAGGACAUAGAUCAUAUACUAAAAAAAAAUUUAAUAUUAUCUUACAUAUCUUGAAGAGUCAGUUCUGAGUAUUUCCAAGUCAUGUCCUGUAUUAAAUCUGUAUAAUGUCCAUAUUGGUUGGCAACGAUUCCUUAGAUUAAAGUCCAUAAUGCAGGUAAAGAUGAAAUUGAUGUUGAAACGCAGUGAAUAAUUACAGUCACUGUAGUGAGUUGAAAUGUUCAUGAAAAUAAAGAUGAUGAUGAUAAACAGUUGAUUUCAGCAAUCCAUGGGUUGAAAAAUGUUCUUUAGAUCAGGUUGAUGAUCUCGAGAACUGAGAAUCCGUUUCUCAAAAUAACCGCAAACAGUUAAUUGAUGGUGUGCAAGUAAUUCCACAGAAGAUAAUGUUGUAUUUCACAUUCUAAGUGAACAAGGCUCUGACAUGAAGACUGGCGUGAAACUGUUUGAGUUCUGAUCUGAUAUGAUGUCCUUGAAGAAACUGCCAGCUUAUAUAUAUAUAUAUAUAUACCGGAAUAUAGAUUUCCACUAUUAUGGAAGCUUCUAGUAUUGUCUUUAAAAACAACAUUCUCCUUCUUUCUAGAGCAGUCCCACUCUAGAAGACUCUAAAAUUACCUCAGUGAAGUGAACAAUGUAAACAACAUAGCUAACCCUUACCGUGUUUACACUUAAUCGGCAUUUGAAUCGGCUCGCGGUUCUGAACCGCGAGCCGAUGCAGCAUCGGCUUUUUCAUAGCGUGUAAACGCGAGUAACUUGAAUCGGCUCGCGGUUCAGAACCGGCAAUUUGCACCACCAAAUUAAAGUAGUAGGUUCUGAACCGCAAUCCGAUGCAGAAUCGGCUUUUUUACUACGUGUAAACAGAAAGCCAAUUCUGCACCGGCAAUUUGUGCGCAUUUCAAUUACUUUACCAUUGUGACGUAAUUGUUAGCGCACUGAUCCAGCGUUGUCUUUAUUAUGACGUAUAUUGUAGGUAUGCGUAUCAUUUCAAGUUUUUGCAUCGGCUCGCGGUUCUGAACCGCGAGCUGUAACAACGUGUAAACGCAAUCCAAAUGCCGAUUCUGCAUCGGCAUUUGGUUCAGAACCAAAUGCCGAUUAAUUGUAAACACGGUACCUAUUGUCCUUUUUCAUUGCUGGCAGCCACUAUUGUAAAUUACGGAAAUACCAGACAUUGCAGUGCCUCAAUAAAUAUGCAAGUACAUAGCAAAGCUCAACUGACAUUCUGGAAUAUUCUUAUCAUGCAAUGAACUUCCUUAGAGAAAAAAACUAAAUCAAUAAAUAAACACAUAAUUUAUCUUACAAUCCUUAUACUAUAUAACAAAAAGUUAUCCAGGAUUUAGUACUGUAGCUAUAUGUAUCCCUUUUUUUCCUCCAACUUAUCAUUUUGAAAUUUUUAUGUUUGACAUUUUAUAUGCAUGUAAACAAUUGGAUAAUGUAUUUGCUAAAUGAAGAAUUUAGAGAUUUAUACUUUCUUUGAUUGGGAUUGCAACACUUUUGUGAAAGCAGAGCAAGCAGUCUAGUUUCAUGUAAGAAUCUACAACUUUAAAGACAAUUCAAAAUACUUUUGGCAUCCCAUAGUUUACGAGAAUAGGGGAAUUGAAUAGCGGAAAUGGAGGGGGGGGGGGGGGUGGGCUUUACUAUUAGGGUUAAACCAAGGUUGUAUACCAGGUUUUCUGACAACACUGUUCUGAAUAUCCACAUUUACGUCUUGUAUUUUUGUUCAUUCUUAUGUGCUAGAAACACAUCAUAUGCAUACAUUAAAAUGUGUUACAUCUAA